CAACAUGCAACAUUGAGACCUUUCUCGGCGAAGUGGAAAGUGUAUGCGCUUCGCGCUUGUCAUGAAUUUGUGAGGUGAAAAAUGGGAGGAUAGUAAGUAGGUCGAUCAGGUCGUCGGCCUCGUCGCCAGCAGAAGAAACGCGACAUCAACAACAGAACGUGCGGGGCAAAUUCCAAAACCACUCAAAACACCUGUUAACUCAUCAGUCUCCGUCUGUCAUCUGACAAAACUUCCGCAGAGGUACCUAUCGCUGGAAAAAAUCUGAAAAAAAUAAAUGGAUUGACGUCCUUUUUCUUAAAUAUUUUCUGAUGGUAAAAUGCAGUUAACAGUUGUGCCUCAUGAAGAGAAUAUUUUCACUAUCCAAAAAAGUUGUUUGUCGCAAUGGACAGUUUUUGGUGAAAAAAAUUCAGAUGAAUCACAUAGAGACGGAAGAUUUGCUCUUGUUCAAAUCUCAGAUGUUGCAUUCUGUGUGUGCAAACUAUUUUUCCAGCGAGAGGUCCAUCCUUCAUAUGUCCAUUUAGACACAAGUGUAAUACAUUUCAAAAGUGAAGAAGCUCAUGCCUUACCAAAAUUUCCAUUGUCUAUUUCUGAUGGACUAGUACAUGACAACAAAAUACAAAUCCUUCCUCAAGUAGUUCCUCUUAAGAAAUUAAACCUGACUGUGAUUGUUCAAAAUCUGGUGGAUAUAAGAAAAUGGAAGAGAGACGAGCAGAAAUUAAAAGAAAUAGUACUGGAAAUACUGAAAAUGUAUGUUGUCACCAAAGAUAGUGUUGUAUUUUUGAGGAAUUUGAAAGAUAGCUUACGUCAUGGAAUCCAUAGUUUAGUUGUUCAUUCAUGCCAUCCUUCUCAAGAACUGAGUCCUGGUCAAGUUACUUCGAAGUCUGAAAUAUCAAUUGUGCGAAUUGUAAGCAAGUUGAGGUUUGAACAAGGCUUGGAACGAUCUAUGGUGCCUAAAAUGGGUGGCCUAGAGAAGUCUGCUUUGUUAUUAAAGGAUAUCAUAAAUUCAAAUAUAAAAUAUAAAAGAACAUUCAACAAAUGCCCAUUGAAGCCCACCAGGCAGGUCUUAUUGACAGGCCCACCUGGUUGUGGCAAGACAGCAUUGGUAAGGCAGGUAGCAGCAGAGUGUGAAGCUACACUUUUAACAGUUUUGGGAUCAGAGACAACAUCCUCUAAACCCGGUGCAUCAGAAGAGGCUUUGAGAAAGAUUUUUGAUGAGGCUUCCAUUCUGGCUGAGGAACAUGAGAGUGGUGUGUGCAUACUCCUCUUGGAUGAAAUUGAUUCCAUAUGUAUUCGUAGAGAUUCAUCCCAGAGUUCUUCACACUCUGUAAGGAAUACAGUUCUGCUUCUGUCUUUGUUAGAUGAAGCUAAUAAUUUUCCAGGCCUUAUUGUAAUUGCAACCACAAAUAAAGCCAACAGUCUAGAUCCAUCCGCUCGAAGACCAGGGCGACUUGAAACUGAAGUCUUAAUAAGUGUGCCCACUCAACAUGAGAGAGAAGCCAUAAUGGAAGUGCUAGUAAAGGGAUUGGCAUUAGAUCCUUCAACUGCAAAUGAUGUUGCUAAAUAUGUGGCAGCCAUCACACCUGGGUAUGUUGGAGCUGAUUUAGCUCUUGUUUGUCAGGAAGUCGCUCUUCAAAAUUACCGAAGAAACAGUAUUCAUGUUUCCUCAACGGGACCUCCGCUUCCAAAUAAUGUGUGGUCCUUAGCUUUCAAGCGAGCAGUGUCUAAAAUAAAACCCUCAGCACUACGAAGUGGCCUUGGGGUUGUUUUAACAUCUCCAAUGAGUAUGGAUGCCAUUGGAGGUCUACAGGCAAUCAAGAAUGAACUGCGUGUUGCAAUUGAGUGGCCCUUAACUCAUCCAGAUGCAUUCACUCGCAUGGGGCUUCCAGAGCCCAAAGGUGUCCUGCUGUACGGUCCUCCUGGGUGCGCUAAGACAAGCAUAGCUAAGGCUCUAGCUUCAGCUACCAAUACAACAUUUCUUUCAGUCUCAGCAGCAGACUUGUUUUCUCCUUAUGUUGGUGAGGCAGAGAGAUCUGUCGCUGAACUGUUCCAUCGCGCUCGCACUGGCGCCCCUAGCAUUCUAUUCAUUGAUGAAUUAGAUGCCCUUGUUGGAUGUCGUGGUGAGAAGGAGGCAGGAGCUCAAGAACGAGUACUAUCAGCAUUUCUGACGGAAAUGGAUGGUAUAGGAAUACGUUUAGAAGGCGUGAAAGUAGAUGAUGAAGAAAAAAAACUAACAGAAGGGGUUGCAUUCGACCAUGACAAAGAGGUGCCAAAGCAGUCAGGGAAAGUAAGCAAUGUUGGAGUAGUAGUAAUAGCUGCUACUAAUCGCCCAGACAUGAUAGACAGUGCUCUCUUGAGACCAGGGCGCUUUGACAAGCUCCUGUAUGUCCCUGCCCCAAAUACUAAAGAAAGACAAGAAAUUCUGCGAAGUGUUACGAUGAACAUGCCUCUUGAUAGUUCUGUCGACUUGCAAGACCUGGCACAAAGAACAAAUUUAUUUUCUGGAGCUGAUUUAUCAAAUCUUUGCAAAGAGGCUGGUCUCUGUGCUCUCUCCCUGGAUGGUAUGUCUGUGGCACAAAUAAGCCAUCAUCACUUUGAAAUAGCUCUUUCAAGAAUACGUCCAUCUCUUACUGAGGAACAAAUAAGGUGGUAUGAAGAUUAUAAAAAGUCUUCAUGA
Thrips palmi is the source of this 2674-nucleotide messenger RNA. RefSeq names its product spermatogenesis-associated protein 5-like protein 1. The coding region runs from base 317 to 2674 and encodes 785 amino acids. Gene Ontology annotation, molecular function: ATP binding; ATP hydrolysis activity. The transcript has 11 exons. NCBI's taxonomy places the organism in Eukaryota, Metazoa, Arthropoda, Insecta, Thysanoptera, Thripidae. The record is from RefSeq and is a predicted model, not a curated record.